AUGGGAAAGAAGAAAGCGGCCUGGCACUUGGUGCCGGGUGCUGAAGAUCUGAAGACGGAGCAAAAGUUGGAAGCGAUUCGAGAGGAGGAGAAAGAAGAGAAGAAAGAAGAACCGAAGAGGGAGGGCUUCACGAUUACCUUUCUGGACAAGUCGAACAAAGCUCCUUGGCAGAUCCGACCGCCCUCGACCGUCCUCGAGCGGUUCUGCCCCCAGGAAGUGGAGGUGAACUUUACGCAGAAACCGCUGGGCUUCAAGUUUGCAGGGGGCCUCCUACGCCACCGCUUCAGGGCCUCCACCUUGGAGCUUCCGUUUCGACUGGGUGGUGAAAGCUCUCGCGUGGCGGCUCUCAGGGUGGUACGCUUUAAUGGACAAGAGGGCGAUUUCAAUGACUACAAGACGGUCAUGGGCUUCGUUCCCCAGGAGAUCGGCUGUAUGGAUCAGUUUGGAUGCUGGGCAGUGAAGAUGUGGUGCAUGAAGGACUUACAGCAGGGCUCUGAGUCUGAAGUCGUGGGAGAGCAGAUUCGCUUUUCAGCGGAUUUGAGGAACGCCUACGACACCGAUGCCCCUCGUUUGGUCCGCUUCGGGGUGUUUUUUUCCGUUCGGACGGAGGGUGAUUGGACGAACAAGAACUCGCUCAUCGCUGAAGAUGUACUCAAAGUCAUGCAGCUCGAUGGACUGCAGAACAGGACACUCCGACGAGCUGAGUCGUUUCUUCGGGAGACGCGAGGCAAACGUGUGAGCAUCGGCUUGGAACUGGCCGCGGAUCCCACCAUGCUCUUCUUAGACGAGCCAACCUCAGGACUCGAUGCGGCGAGCUCGUUGGCCAUCGUCCAAUCUCUGAAGCGAAUGAGUCAGCUUGGUAUGACGAGCGUGUUGGUGGUCCAUCAGCCACGGUUUUCGCUCUUCUCGCUCUUCGACGACGUCCUCCUGCUGGGCAAAGGAGGCCGGACCGUUUACUUUGGGCCACCCAAAUCGGCCAAGCUGUGCCCCUUUGGCCUGGGAUUUGUGAUGCCCAAAUCCGAAAACCCGGCCGAUUGGUUUAUGGAUCUGAUCUCUGGUGAGGUGCCAAACCAGAAGAUCCCACACUUUGUGCCAGAGAUGCUCUUUGACAUUUGGGAGUUGAACAAAGACCGCGUCCAGAGAAAAGCCCGGGCGUGA
Molecule: messenger RNA, 1158 nt
Organism: Durusdinium trenchii
Lineage: Eukaryota; Dinophyceae; Suessiales; Symbiodiniaceae
Source: the annotation of a GenBank genome assembly